Messenger RNA from Dichotomopilus funicola, 1563 nucleotides. RefSeq names its product cytochrome P450. Lineage: Eukaryota; Fungi; Ascomycota; Sordariomycetes; Sordariales; Chaetomiaceae. Gene Ontology annotation, molecular function: oxidoreductase activity, acting on paired donors, with incorporation or reduction of molecular oxygen; iron ion binding; monooxygenase activity. The transcript is spliced from 3 exons. The record is from RefSeq and is a predicted model, not a curated record. The coding region runs from base 1 to 1563 and encodes 520 amino acids.
AUGUCCCAGCUUCUCGCAAGAGCAACGUACCUGGCAUUCUUCCAUCCACUGGCAAGAUAUCCAGGCCCCUGGAUUGCCAAGUUCACCAAUGCCUAUGCGGCAUACCAUGCUUGGAAAGGCGAUAUUCAUCUGGACAUGUGGCGAUGCCAUCAGCGAUACGGCGACCACGUUCGGUACGGGCCCAGCCGGCUUAUUUUCAACACCACCGAGGCUCUCCGGGACAUCUACAGCACCAGUGGCAAUUCCAAGGUCGUAAAGGCUAGCGCAUACGAACCGCUAGUUCACCGUGCGCCCAAUACACUCACCAUCAAAGGCGGCAAGGAACAUGCUCGUCGGCGCCGGAUCAUGGCCCAGGGAGUAUCGGAUAAAGCACAGCGUGGCUACGAGCAUCGAAUCUCGGCCCACAUCGCCAAGUUCUGCGAUGCCAUGUUUAGCAGCCGAAACAGGCCGGAGACGAAGAAUUCUCCCAGAAUGUGGAGUGAGCCAGCGGACAUGUCGUAUUGGUGCUAUUACUUGUCUUUUGACAUCAUGGCCGACGUUGUUUUCGGAGCACAUUACAACCUGCUCCACAACGAACAGUUCCGCUACGUGGUCGACUCGAUCGACCGCUCCAAUGUUCGCAUGUCGUUCCUCAUCCAGUUCCCUGAGUUUGCCAAGCUGAAGAUUGACAAGUAUAUCUUCCGUGACGCCAUUAUUGCGAGGAACCGCUUUAUCAAAUUUGUUACGCGGAUUGUCCGUGAGCGACUGGGUAAGGUCACGACCGCCGGCCCGGAGGACAAGACCAGCACCGAGGACGCAGAUGUCUUUGCCAACCUAGUCGCCGCAAAGGACCCAGAGAGCGGAAGAAGUUUCACGCUCAACGAGAUUGCCGCGGAAAGCACCACGCUGAUUGUGGCUGGAGCCGACACCUCGUCGGUUGCGUUCGGUGCCAUUCUCUUCUACUUGGCGGACAACAAGGAGGCCUACGACCGUGCUGCUGCCGAAGUGCGGAGCAAGUUCCGGUCGCGCGACGACAUUUGCAUGGGAGCCGCUUUGGCGUCUUGCGUCUAUCUGUACGCCUGCAUCAACGAAGCACUCCGCAUGUCGCCGCCUGUCGGCAUCGCUCUGUGGCGCGAGGUGGUGGCUGACAACGUUGUGCUUGACGGUCAGGCCAUCACCGCAGGUUGCGAUGUUGGCGUGCCGCUGUACUCGAUCCACCACGAUCCCAAAUACUACAAGAACCCCUUCGAGUACCGCCCAGAACGGUGGCUUGUGGAUGAUGGCACCGGGAGCGUGGAACGGGCGCGGUCUGCCUUCAACCCCUUUUCCCUCGGAAUGCGCAGCUGUCUUGGCAAGAGCCUCGCAACGACAGAGAUGGCCUUGACAGCGGCCACGGUAUUGUUCACCGGCGACUUCAGAUUUGCCGAGGGCGAGCAGGGCCUAAUUGGCCGGGGACGAAAAGAUCGGCCACUCGGCCGUCAUCGCCACAACGAGUAUCAGCUCUUUGACCAUAUUACUGGCCAAAAGAACGGCCCCUUUCUGCAGUUCUCGCCCAGGCCGCUGGACGACGCCAAUGGUAAUUGA